AUGCUCAGCACGCCCUCCACUGCCGACUUCCUCGCGGCCCAUGUCGGCGCGCCCGAGGAGUCACGCUUUGCCGUGACGGCAGACGUACAGGCCCGCCUCUCGCGCUCGCUCUGGCAGGCGCUGCUGUCCGUCGUGCCAGCGCCGCACCUUCUGCCGCGUGCCCAGGCUCCCACUGCCGAGCAUGCCCUGGCGCUGCUCGAGGCCAGCGGCUGGCGCCUCGCCGAGGCCCAGCGGCGGGCAGCGCGUGCCGCAGCCGAGACGGCCCGCGGAGACAAGGGCAAGGGCGUCGAGGGCCGCGUCGCGGCGCCCUCUCCCGCGCUCGCUGCGUACGAGCUGGGCCCGGAGUAUGCCGAAGAGCGCAAGGGCAUGCCCUGCGGCCACGUCUUCAAGAAGGGCGAGGCCAUCUAUCGCUGCCGCGACUGCGGGCUCGACGACACCUGCGUCCAGUGUGCGCCGUGCUUCAACGCCUCGAACCACCAGGGCCAUGACAUCAUCUUCAGCGUCAGCUCCUCCAGCGGCGGUUGCUGCGACUGCGGCGACGACGAGGCGUGGAAGUGCCGCCUGGGCUGCAGCUUCCACGAGCCAGGCCCAAGUCAAGCGAGCGAUGCGCUCUCUGCCGCUGGUCCAAGCGUACAGCGCUCGCAGCAUGCAAGCGAGAUGGACGCCGACGACGACGACGGCUCUUCCGAUGUCUUCUGGAACGCCAGUGAGGACUCGAAGCAAGCACAGGCGCCCGUGCCGCCGCCCGUGCUGCCUUUCGAGAGCCUGCUGCAGCCCGUGCCUCGCGAUAUCCUCGAGAGCCUGACGGAGCACAUCUCGACGCUGCUGGCCUACGUGCUUGACACGCUAGAGCACGCGCCGGAGGACAUGAAGCUGCCUGAUGGCUCGCUGAUCCUGGACUACCUCAAGGACAUGCCGACGCUGCAGCCGUCAGAGGAGAGUACAGAGGGCAAACAGCGGCUCUAUGCUGUGGUGCUCUGGAAUGACGAGAAGCACUCGUUUAAGGAGGUGAUCGACACUGUGAUCGAUGCGACCGGCGUCUCUGAAGCGCAGGCGAAGCGUGUGGCCGAGCGGGUGGACAAGCACGGGCGCGAGGUCAUCGAGAUCUCCAGCGAGAUCCGCCGCCUGCUCAUUGUCGCGCGCAAGCUCAGCGUCAUCGACCUGGCGGUCACUGUGCGGCCAGCGUACGACAUCUUCGCCGAGGAGCUUGCGCACCAUGUGCUGUCCUUGAUCCUCGACCUCGCGAACUCGUCGCUGUUCCUGCAUCCGAGCUCUCUCGACGGCGAGAUGCAGCCGGUCCAUCCGCUCGACGGCCUGCGGCCCGACGCUGCAGUGAUGCGCGCCAUCGUUGGGCGGGUCCUGCUCGAGCGCUGGGCGCACCAGUUCCGCUUCGAACAAGGAGGCAUGACGCGACAGUUUUGGAACCCGGACGAUCUGCGCAAGAUCGACGGCCUGUUCCUGCUGGACCAGAAGAUGUGGAAGGGCGCGCGCUCGCUGGUGCGCUCCGUGUUCAUCUCCAUCAUGGGCCCGCGCGAGGUGAAGCGCGAAGUCGCGCUGCGUCUGGCUCGCAUGUACCCCAAAAUCAUCGAGACGUUCAUCCUGCGCGACCGCGAGCCGGAGCACUCGGUGCGCCUCAUGACGGUGCAGCUCUUCAGCGUGCCGUCGAUUGCGCGCGAGCUCGUCGCAAGCCACGACUACAACUUCCUGCAGAAGCUGCUCCUGAUGCUGCAGGCCGUCUUCACCGGCGGCCUGACGCAGAUGUCUCUCGAGCUCCCGCCGCUCCCACCAGCCAACGGCAUGGCGAGCCCGCAGUCGAUGCUCAUACGGCACCAGCGCUGCUACCAGAUGUUCCACGACGUGCGGUACCUCCUCGCCGCCACGGGCGUGCAGACGCUGCUUGUCGAGCAGUCGGCGCACCUCGACUACUUCCUGCCGUUCCUGGCGCUCUUCAACGGCAUCGCGCCCAACCGUCGAGCACAGGGCGAGCACGUCGAGUUCGAGUCGGAGGUCUGGGUGCCGGUGUUCCACGUUGUCACCCAGCUCGCACGCGCGGCCGCGCAGUUCGGCGCCGCCUUCUCGCGGGCAACGAGCCUUCAGCUCUCAGACGCGCUCGUCACGACUGCGCGUGUCAUCCUCAUGAACACACUCAAGCUGCACCAGAACCAGCCUGACUCGUACGAGCCCAUCGAGUCGCGCCUGGUGUCCUUCGCUGGGCAGACGUACGACAUCAUCGACUUCCACGUCGACGCGCAGCCCGUCUCGUUCCAUCAUCCGAUGCACUGGCUCCUGGCGGAGCUCCUGAAGCACGUGAACGGCACGAUCACUCCAGAGGCUCUCUCCAUGUUCGCGGUGCUGCGCAGUGCGAGGACGGACUCCUUCACUCUGCCCGACAUCUUCCCGCGAGAUGUCGACGAGUCGGCGCGUCUGACGAUCAUCGACUUCCCGCUGCGUGUCAUCGUCAAGCUCGCGCAGAUCCGCGCCGGCAUGUGGGUGCGCAACGGAUACAUGAUCCGCCAGCAGGCGCAUCACUACCGCGAGCACACCAUGCGCGACUGCAUGAGCGACCAGGAUCUGUUCCUCGUCCAGGCCGGUCUGAUGCUCGUCUCCGCCGAUCGGCUGCUCGUCUCGGUGCUUGACCGCUUCGCUCUCCGCGAGUGGUUCGACGGCGAGCGGGAGCACGAGGUGCUCUCCGAGGACCAGUGCAGCUUGAUGGUCGAAGAGCUCCUUCUGCUGCUCGUCACGCUCGUCUCCGAGACCAGCAUCGCCCAGAGCUGGGCGAUCGAGCAGCAGGUGCGCCGCGAGAUUGUGCACUUCCUCGCGCUCUCGCAGGGCACCUACUCCGACCUCACCAAGCACAUCUCCGACCGCUUCACGGACCACUCCAGCUUCGACCGCGUGCUCGCACAGGUCUCCAACUUCCGCGCGCCCGACGGCACGGCCGAUCUCGGCAUGUUCGAGCUGCGCGACGAGUGCUACGACGAGGUGCAGCCGUUCUUCUUCCACUACACGCGCAAUCAGCGCGAGAAGGCCGACGAUGUGCUGCGCGAGCGGCACCGGAAGCGCAACGGCGGGCAGCAGGCUGCAGCAGACGCAUAUGUGGCUGUACCGGCGCGACGCCUCGCACCCGGCCAGGGCAUCUUCAUCGGCAGUCUUCACUCAGCACUGACGAGCCCAGUCCUGAUCCGCAUCGCUACUGCAGCUCUGGAGCGAUGGGGCGUCUCGGGAGAUCCCGCGAUGCCAGAGCCAUACGUCGAUGCGGCGCUUCAGCUGCUCAUGCACGUGCUGAUCGAGCGAGGCGCCGAGGGUGCCCGGGCCAUGGCGCAGCCACACAAUCAAAGCCUCGGGUGCGCGAUCGACGUGCUCUGCGACCUGGAGAAGUUCAUCACCUUCAAGCCCAUCAAGGCCAAGGCGAGCUGGCUCGUCGACCGCGCUCUGGCAGAGGACCGCGAGGCCGUCGCCAAGGUGCUGCCCGCCGAUCGCGUCACCCAGGCAAAGAGCCAGGGCGCUCCUGCAGCAGAGGACCCGAAACGUGCCGCUGCCCGUGCGCGCCAGGCCGCCAUCAUGCAGCAGUUCUCGGCGCAGCAGAAGAGCCUGCUCGACGCGCUGGCCGACGAGGAGCUCGAUGAAGACGGCGCCGGCGACGGAGAAGACGUCACUAUGGCCGACGAUGACGCCCCGUCCGGCUCGACGUACCGGUCGAUGGGCGACUGCAUCAUGUGCCAGGAGAGCCUCGACGGCAGCAGUGCCUUUGGCAGCCUCGCGCUGGUGCAGUCAAGCCGCAUCCUGCGCACCACGCCUCGGCGGCAAGGCGUCUUCUUGCAGCAGGCCCUUGACACGCCGCUCACCCUUGACCGCAACGGUCCAGACGGCCGACGCGUCACCAACGCGUACCGCGAGCCCGUGCCGGGCACGCCUGCCGCCUCGUCGUCGGUGUACUACCCGGCAGAGGACCACCGCGACGGCUUCUUCGCCUCCACGUGCGGCCACAUGAUGCACGUCAACUGCUUCGACUCAUACUGUCGCAGCGUCGAGCAUCGCCACGGCCAGCAGAUUGCCCGCAACCACCCGGAGAAUCUUACGCGCCACGAGUUCGUCUGCCCGCUCUGCAAGAGUCUCGGCAACGUGAUCUUGCCUGUGCCGGACGAAGAGGCCACUGCGCCGCCGACUCUGAUCGCCAUGCCGCUGACGGAGUGGAUGCGCAAGAUCAACAUCGAGAUCCUCAAGACCUCUGCGUCGAGCGGGCCGACGGAGCUGCAGGAGCUCGAGCACGGCACGGGAUCGUUCGUGCCUUGGUACGCCGAAGAGGCGCUCGUCUGGGCGCGCGAGCAGCAAGGAGCGCAGGUCAACCUGGACCAGGCGACGUGGAAGAUGCUCGAUCGCCUUGUGCAAGUCCUGCGCCCGCUGUCGAGCCGCACUCGCCCGGCACGUGAGGCAUUCCAGAUCCGCAGCAUCCUCGCGCCGCCUGGCCGCAAGAUGUACAUGCCCGAAGAGCUCGUCGCGUACACGAUCAGCAUGCUCGAGGUCUCGCAGCGCGGCACGACGCCGACGCAGUCCGCCUCGCCCAACGCGACGGUGGCCGACAGCCUGCCGGAUCCGACGAACCAGCUGCUCAACUCGCUGCUGCACGCGCUGCGCAGCAUUGCACGCGUCGAUCACGCCGGCCCACGAGGCCUUGCAACCAUGCAGCAGGGUCUGCUCAAGCGUCUCCUGCCUCACUGGGGCAACGACGAGACGGUGCGAGGACCGCUGCUGCUGCGCGAUCCGCUCACCAUCCUCAUCGAGGCUGCCGUGUUGGCGCCGGGCAGCCUGGGCCAGAUCACGACGCUGAUGUACUACGCCACGCUCGUGCACGUCAUCUUCGGUCUUGCGCAGCCGAGCAUCUGGCCGCAGACGGCCAGUCACAUGGGACGCGCCCCGAGCGCUGGGCUGCGUCCUGCGGAGCUCGGCCCUGGCGAGGCCGAGAUGCUGCGCACAGUCUUCCCGGACGUACGCUGGACUGUGGCGAACAUCAUUGGCUUCGUCGGCUACGCACGCGGCAACAUCACGCUUGGCGUCGAUGCGCUGGACGAUGUCAGCCUGGCCAAGAUGCUCUGCACCUACACGCUGCCCUUCCUGCGCCGCGCCGCCAUUCUGCAUCGCGCCGUCGGCCUCAAGAUGGCGCCUGCCUCUGCCGCAAGCGGCACGUCCGAGUACUUGCGGCUGCUGCAUGGCCUGCAGAUCCCGCCACCGGCAGAAGGCCUGCCCGUGCGGGCAGAGCGGCAGACUGCCCUCGCCAGCAUGGUCGAGGGCUGGAUCAAGCACGCCUACACUGCCCUUGCGUCUCUCUUCCGCCCGCUGCCGAUCUACGCGCCGCCGAUCUCUGCUCUUGGCACGCCGGGGACGCACCUGCAUCCGUCAUCUGCACACCCGACGCUGCAGCUCGAGCACCCGCACAUCUACGAGCUCGUGCAGCUGCCGCGCGACCUCGCCACGCUGCUGCAGGACACGCAGCGGCGCAUCUGCAAGCGCUGCAAAGAGGCGCCGCCGGAGCCGGCCGUGUGCCUCGAGUGCGGCGACGUGCUGUGCGUGCAGUGCUUCUGCUGCCAGGACGAGCAGUCGGAGCGCGGCGAGUGCAACCGGCACCUCGAGGAGUGCGGCGGCGCCACGGGCGUCUUCUUCAAGGUCAAGACGAACAUCAUCGUGCUGCUGUACGCCGGCAACGGCUCCUACACGACGUCGCCGUACCUCGACACGCACGGCGAGUUCGACAUUGGCCUGCGCAAGGGCCGCCCGCAGCACCUGCACGCGCAGCGCUACGACGAGCAGCGCAAGCAGUGGCUCACGCAGUCCGUGCCGCACGUUGUGGCGCGCAAGCUGGAGAGCGUCAUGGAUCAGGGCGGCUGGAGCACACUGUAG
Messenger RNA from Tilletiopsis washingtonensis, 5895 nucleotides. RefSeq lists its product as hypothetical. Gene Ontology annotation, molecular function: zinc ion binding; ubiquitin protein ligase activity. The record is from RefSeq and is a predicted model, not a curated record. Bases 1 to 5895 code for a protein of 1964 amino acids. Gene Ontology annotation, cellular component: ubiquitin ligase complex; cytoplasm. The transcript has 4 exons. Gene Ontology annotation, biological process: ubiquitin-dependent protein catabolic process via the N-end rule pathway; protein ubiquitination. Lineage: Eukaryota; Fungi; Basidiomycota; Exobasidiomycetes; Entylomatales.